This is a messenger RNA of Syngnathus typhle (broad-nosed pipefish), 4321 nucleotides long. RefSeq lists its product as uncharacterized. NCBI's taxonomy places the organism in Eukaryota, Metazoa, Chordata, Actinopteri, Syngnathiformes, Syngnathidae. The transcript is spliced from 25 exons. Gene Ontology annotation, biological process: proteolysis. Gene Ontology annotation, molecular function: serine-type endopeptidase activity. The record is from RefSeq and is a predicted model, not a curated record. The coding region runs from base 24 to 4226 and encodes 1400 amino acids.
CUGCACUGUUCAGUGUCUUCGCCAUGGCGAGGAAAGGGCACGUGGAUUUGGCCCAGAAGAGCGGUUCUUCCCGGGGUUUGAGCACCCUGGAAAUAUGGCUGAUAUUCCUCUUCGUGGUGAUGACUGGUGUGAGCGUGGCCCUCGUGGUCCUCUACUUUGUCAACGAGGAAGACCCUGCGCCUCUUCAAGAGGGGCCGGAUUCGGGCUGCGGCGGUCCACGGGAGCUCACCGCAGCGUCUGGCAAUUUCGCCAGCCGACACUACCCAAGUAGCUAUGACAACGGCAGGAGUUGCUCUUGGCACAUUACCGUGGACCCUGAUAAGGUGAUCUCACUAUGGUUCCAAGAGUUUGCCUUGGAGGACACCAACUUGUGCACUGCGGACUUCAUCACGCUGCGAGAUUCUCUCGGAAUCAUCGGCAAAUAUUGCGGCUACAGCAAACCCUUGCCUUUGGUGUCUCUAACCAACCGGCUGACCGUUUACUUCGACACCAACGACAGAAAAACAGACCAAGGAUUCAAAGCUCAUUACGAGGCCGUGUCUCCGGAGCGGACUUCAGAAAUAGCUGGAGCCGGUGGUGCUCUCCAAGGUGACCUGGGGAGUCUGCUGACCCCUGGCUUUCCUGAGCAGAACUACCCCAAUGGUGCGCUGUACCAGUGGAAAAUCACCGUGCCCGAAGGCGAGCGGGUUCGAUUGACGUUCACCUGGUUCGACCUGGUGCCGGAAGUGUGCGGAGACUUUGUGCAGGUCUACGAUGGCUCUUCAUCAAUAGGUAAAUUCUGUGGGGGAGCUUUGCCUAAACCGGUGGAAUCCAGCAGCAACACCAUGGUGGUGCGAUUCAAAUCGGACAGCAGCAAGAACGCCAGAGGCUUCAAUGCUACCUACACAAAGUCCAGCCUCCCGCCUAUUGUGGUCCCCACCACCACGAAGCCCACAACCACGUCCAAACCCACCACCCAGACUCUCCCGCCUACAACCACAGCAACCGGUGGUCCGAUUAUUCUCAGCGGGCGCAAGGGUGUCUUCCAAUCAACGGGCUUCCCUGAUCCAUAUCCAGCUCACCAGAACAUCUCCUGGAGGAUAAGCGUACCCAAAGGCUUUCUGUUGAAGCUGCACGUCGUUGAGUUGGCCAUCACGGGCGAAACCGGACAGUGCAAGGGCGACAAGUUGGUCGUAUCGGACGCUUACGGCACGCUAGGCACGCACUGCGGCUACAUCCGUCCUCCAGUUAUGGUGGCCGCCACCAACACUCUGUCUGUCUCCUUCUUGUCGGACAGUCGCCUCACCGACAGGGGCUUCUCUGCCAAGUGGGAGGCCGUCUACCCUGAGGACAUAGCAGAAUUCCAAGGAUGCGGCUUGUCGUCAAAGGAGGGGACCGGCGUGAUCAAGUCUGCCAACUGGCCAAUGAACUACAAGGCCAACGGCGAGUGCAUGUGGAACGUCGCGGCGCCGCUGGGCAAGAAAAUCACACUGACCUUCACUCACUUUGAGCUGGAAGCCAAAGACUUCCUGUCAGCCAAGUGCUUCGACAACGUUGUGGUGUACGACAUUAACGGCUUGACCAAUUCCUUGAAUCAGAAACAUGGACCGUUUUGUGGCAACAAGCUUCCAAAAACCAUCCAGACCAAAGGGAAUAGGCUCGUGGUACGCUUCCAUUCAGACUUGUUCACGGAGGACAAAGGUUUCCGGGCCUACUGGACUACGAAUCCCAGUCUGCCUGCACCGACCGAGGCGCCUGUUCCACCGAAUCCUUGGGACGACAUCAUCAUAGACUGGCCCACCACUUGCGGCAAACCAGCCAUCUCGCCGGCUGUUAUGUCUCGCAUUGUGAACGGAGAAGCAGCCACGCCGCACUCGUGGCCCUGGCAGGUCUCCAUGCAGGUAUGGCCGUCCAGUCGACCCGAACCAACUUUCUUCCAUACGUGUGGCGGCACUCUUAUUCAUAAGAACUGGGUGCUCACGGCAGCUCACUGCUUCAUCAACUAUGCGGACGAGCUGCACCGCUGGCAAAUGUGCCUGGGCAAGCACAACCUGACCUUCACAGAGCCCAGCGAGCGCUGCUUGGGCGUGACGGGCAUCUACCGCCACGAGAGCUUCAAGUACCCCACUGUGCCCACCGUGGAGUUCGACAUCGCCCUGGUCAGGCUGGACGGGGAGGCUGAAGUUGGGGACCAGAUCUCUUACGCCUGCCUCCCCUCCCCGGAGGAGGUUCUGCCUGGGGGAAAGAAGUGCUACGCCACCGGCUGGGGAGAUGAAACCGGGGAUUCCCUGAACGCCAAAGUGGCAGAGGCUCUAAACCAGGUGGCCUUACCCGUGGUACCGUACAACACGUGCAAGCGGAUGGACCACUGGUGGUUCCAGGUGAAGACCUCCAUGAUCUGCUGCGGUUACACAUUGCCCGACGAGCUCAAGUCCGUCUGUCAGGGAGAUUCCGGUGGUCCUCUGGUGUGCCAGGAUCGCCCCGACAGUGCCUGGGAAGUUCACGGAAUCACCAGCUUCGGUCCCAUCGGGUGCAUCAUGAACAAGAAACCCUCUGUGUUCACCAGAACAUCCGCCUACCUUCCCUGGAUCAGCAACGUCAUCCGCAGGGAUAUCUACAACCAACACACAUCCGGCUGUGGCGGACCAAAGGACUUGACGGGCACGGGCGGUAUGUUGUCCUCCAUGGGCUUCCCGGGAAGCUACAGCAACAAGGCUCGAUGCCAGUGGAACAUCUACGCGCCUGCCGGCAAACUGGUGCACCUUCACUUCUCCAACUUCUCUCUGGAGGAGAGUCAAAUGUGCUUGAGCGACAAAGUCAGCAUUUCAGAUGGAACAGGAAGUCUGGGCUCGUACUGCAGUCACACGACACCUAUGGACCUGGUGAGUGACGGGACUUCGCUUCACAUCAGCUUCUCGUCAAACGACAAGGUGGUGGACACGGGAUUUUCGGCCAGCUGGAAGGUGGUAGAACCUUCGGAAGCUCCUUGCGGGGGAACGUUUAGCAGCCCCCAGGGUGAACUCACCAGUCCCGAUUGGCCCAACGACUACCCAACCCAAGCUGUGUGUACAUGGAGGAUUCGGGUCAACGGCGCCAAAAGCAUCCACGUGGCCUUCACGCACUUUGAGCUGCAAGCCGUCAACCUGCUGGGCAACUGUGUGGACUACGUGGAGGUCUUCAUUGGAGAGAACAUGACGUCGCAAGGUCGUUUCUGCGGUUUUGAACUGCCGCCCAAAUUGAACGUGCCGGGCGACACGGCCGUCAUCCGCUUCUUGAGCAACGGCGCCAACCGGCAGCAAGGUUUCCGCGGCUACUGGACCACCGACGGCGGCGUCAUCCCGACUCUACCACCGCCCACGCCCAACCCGUGGGACAACAUUACCAUCAGCUGGCCAGAGAACUGCGGAAACCCGGCAGUGGCUCCCAAUACAGGCACAACAAAGGUUGUUAAUGGAGAAGAAGCGCUACCUCACUCCUGGCCUUGGCAAGUCUCCAUGCAGGCUUCGCCGAUGUCUCUCAUUCCUUACAUGCACGGCUGUGGAGGUUCAUUGAUCCACGAAGAGUGGAUCCUAACAGCCGCUCACUGUUUUAUGUUCCCGCUCAACCAAAGCUCGUACUGGCGCAUGUGCCUGGGGAAGCACCACAUGAACUCCUCCAGGGACAUCCCGUCGGCGGAGGCGUGCUACAAGGUGGACAGCAUCAUCCGCCACGAGGGCUUCGUCUACGAGAACGACCGCACUGACAUCACCAAUGACAUCGCCCUGGUGCAUCUGGUCCAUCCCGUCAACAUGACAAAGGAGAUCAGCCCUGUUUGUCUACCCCAGCCCGGGGUGGUGGUGGAGGCUGGGACGCGAUGCUUUGUCACUGGUUGGGGGGACGAGAAAGGAAACUUCUUCCCCAAAGUGUCUGAGAAACUCAACCAGGCUGCUCUUCCUGUGGUGGACUUCAAGACCUGCAGCAAGCCCGCCUACUGGUGGGACACGCUGCGGCCCUCCAUGAUCUGCGCCGGGUACGAGUCCCCGGAUGAACUCAAAUCGGCGUGCCAGGGUGACUCUGGGGGCCCCUUUGCGUGCAAGGCCGGCGCCACCUGGGAAGUGCACGGUGUGGUCAGUUUCGGAGCGCAGGGAUGCAUCAAGGAUAAGAAGCCGUCCGUGUUCACGCGGGUUUCUGCUUUUAGCCACUGGAUCCAUGACAAAAUCAGGAAGUUCACGUACGAACGGGACAGCUUAUUUACAGUGGUACCUUGAUUUACAAGUUUAAUUUGUUCCGUGAACAAACACGUAACUUGAAUAACUUGUAUCAAAGAAGAAAAUAGCUCGCUAUUGUAUUUUACUGUAUAAAA